ACGUCAAUCAGAGUCAAGAUAUAUAAACUGUAGGAAAUUAGAUCAAGACAGUUUAUGACAGAUCUAUCUUAGUGCCCGUUUACGUCUUAUUAGGAACAGUGAAAUGGAGGAACUCGACCAAACCCAGUUACAAAUGCUGAAGAAGGCGUUUGAUACCUUCGACCAUGAAAAAAAGGGACAGAUAAGCACGGACAUGAUUGGUACCAUUUUGGAUAUGCUGGGUCACGAAUUGGAUGACGGCACGCUUGUAGAAAUUAUACAGGAGUAUGAUCAAGAUGGCACUGGUGUUUUGGAGUUCAAACAAUUCUGCUCAUUAGCAGCAAGGUUUUUGACUGAGGAAUUAGACGAUGAAGCCAUGCUUGCAGAACUUAGAGAAGCUUUCAGAUUAUAUGACAGAGAAGGCAACGGUUACAUAACAACGGAUGUAUUGAAAGAAAUCUUCAAGGAAUUGGAUAACACUCUGUCAAACGAUGACUUAGAACAGAUGAUCACAGAGAUUGAUUCUGACGGAUCAGGCACCGUUGAUUUUGAUGAAUUUCUGGAAGUAAUGACUGGAGAAUAGUUGUCUGUCGAAUCACGCUCUUUGUGCAAUGUUACUGUAAUAAGACUUUAUUUUAAGUUUUUAUAUAUUAAGAGGAACACGUAUUAUUAAGUAUAUAAUAAAUAAUACCUAAUAUU
Messenger RNA from Melitaea cinxia (Glanville fritillary), 678 nucleotides. Its product is annotated as troponin C, isoallergen Bla g 6.0101-like. NCBI's taxonomy places the organism in Eukaryota, Metazoa, Arthropoda, Insecta, Lepidoptera, Nymphalidae. The coding region runs from base 104 to 562 and encodes 152 amino acids. Gene Ontology annotation, molecular function: enzyme regulator activity; calcium ion binding. The transcript has 6 exons. The record is from RefSeq and is a predicted model, not a curated record.